Messenger RNA from Austrofundulus limnaeus, 2421 nucleotides. RefSeq lists its product as uncharacterized. Lineage: Eukaryota; Metazoa; Chordata; Actinopteri; Cyprinodontiformes; Rivulidae. The record is from RefSeq and is a predicted model, not a curated record.
GUGUCCAUUCAGCUGCCUGGCCUUCUCAGUGUUCCCAGUAAUAAUAAAAAUGGCUUYGAUGAGGCAGACGUCAUGUUCCACAGAGCCGACCGCUCAGAGAAGGAUGCUGUAGUUUUGUCYGUUAUCGAGGCUGCUGCUCUGGGUUACUACGUCUCUCUGCAGACGUCCCGACUCACGCUCCGCUCUUUCUACUCGUCUCGGCUGUCGUUCUCUGUCAAGGUAAAAAAUGUGGACGUGGAGAUUUUACUUGUCUCUGUCCUGCUGAGACUCCAGGACAGUGUGCUGGCUGUUGACGCMUCUGUGGGCUGUUCUCUCAAUGAGGCCACGGCAGACGGCUCCGACCUGCUGUGGGUUGUCCCGUCCCUUCCUCCUCCGCUGGUGGACGGGCCGUUCAGAGACGGAGGCGUGAGGGUCGGGGUGAACGGUCAGGCUCUGAGCGAAGCCGACAUUAAACAGGGGGGAUACAGGAUUGAGCUGCAGGAGGGCCGAGUGGAGGUCCGGGUUCCUGCAGGAGCUCCCGGUGGACACGUCAAGAGCAGCGUAGUGAGGGGUCAGUACAGUCAGUCCAUGUUGGUGGAYUUCUUCUUCAUGAGGCAGUGGGAGGACCAACGAUGGCCCCUCACACAGCAUCGCUCCUUUAGGCUCCUAAAGACUCCUCCCGUCCCUCAAAACCUCAUCCUGACCCACAAUCCAGACUCCUCCAGCGAUCUGCUGUCAGUCACUCUGGGCUUCUUCACACCAGAYGUUCGCCUCCAGAAGGUCACGGUUGACGGCGGCGGUGACCUUUUAACCUGGACUCAGAACCACAGCGACGCAGGCCUGGCGGUGUCCAGGUUCUCCCUCCCCAACGGCAGCUCCUGCUUCCAGCUCAACGUCUCGUUAUCGAACCCUAAAAUCAUCCCAGAGCGUAUAGGUGGGGGGCACAAGACGUACGGCUUCACCUUCAUCUUCACGUUGUCCAUCUCACCUGGUGGAGACGUGUUUUACCAUCACGCCUCGGUGAAGCAGCAGGUCCUACAUUCAGAUCGAAGUUCCCCCAGGYUGGAGGGGAAGUGCACAGAGAGCAGCCUGCUGGUGUUGCUGCACCACGGGGACAACCGUGACCUCCAGUGGGAGCUCUUCCUCGGAGCCCGCAAGCUGGACUGGGACCUGGUGAAGAUAGGUGGCUUCAACGUGGAGGCAGAGGAGGACUACCUGACUGUGAGGAUUCCUUUCCACAGCCCCGGGAUAACCUUUGAGAAGCUGUCACUGCAGGGUCUCGUCGCUGGAAUAAACGCAUCUCUUGUGGACGCAGAGUCUCUGAAAGAACAAGACCGCCUCGUCCAUAAAUGCACCUUUCCUGCUCAAGAACUUCUGGUUUGUUUGCCUGAGGGGAGGAUGGUUGCCAUAGUUGACACCACCCAUACGGUCCCGCCCAUUCCGCCCAACAAAACCACUCUGCUGGAUCCCAACUGCGGUCCCAGGGAGACGGACAGCGCCAGGGCUCUGUUCAUCUUCAGCCUCACCUCCUGCGGGACCACCGUCACGGUCGAGGAAAACCACCUGGUUUAUGAAAACCAAAUCCGGUCCAGUCAGGACUUAGUCYCGUUGGAGGAUCCUGUCAUACACAGAGAUGCUCCAUACAGGCUGACCAUCCAGUGCCGCUACCUGACAAACAAGAUGAGUAUUUCUGCCAUCCAGCAUCAAACCAACGCCUCGUGAAGCUGCCAGCAAAAGUGUUUGUGUAAAACUCUGAUUUAAUGAAAGUAUUAAAUUUACAUCAGUUUGGUUUUGGAUUUGUGGUACCUCGAUAAAAAAAUCUGUGUUGAGAAAGAUAAAAAAAUAGGAAGUCUUUGUUUAAGAAAUUCUGCUCUGAACAUUCUGACUUUCUUUGAGUUUGUAUUUUCUGCAUGACAUCACUUUUUGUACGUUUAAAUCAGCUUUAAAGAGAAGCACCAACAUAAGACACUGCUCCAAAAUAAUCUGUUUUCCUCUAAUAAUGAUCUAAAACACCAGAAAACAUUCAUGUAAACAUGUUUAUGUAACGCUCACACAUAAGAGCACGUUAAUAGAUUUUCCUUAUUUAUUUAUCUUUAAACUAGUUUUAGUUUUGUCCUGUGUCAUUGCUGCACAUAUUUAACUCAUUUUAUUAAAUUAGUAACAUUAUUUUAAAUGAGUGAAGUGGCAGACGAACUUGUUAAAUGCUUAAAUGAAAAAAAGAUUUUUAGUUCUACUCAGCUUUUYAUCAUAUGUUUUUAUGAAUUAUCAACCAAUUCUAUUGCUAAUGCAACAAACUUGAGUUCUGUUUAUUAAAAUGGAUAGAGAAUAUUUUAAAGAAUGAAAUAUAAACUCUUAUUUUCAGUCACUUCAUUGUGAAUUAAUUUUGUCAUAUUAUUUGAUCUGACGUUUCACACAAACCUGUGAAAUAAAUAUAAUAAAUGA